Molecule: messenger RNA, 4340 nt
Organism: Zea mays
Lineage: Eukaryota; Viridiplantae; Streptophyta; Magnoliopsida; Poales; Poaceae
Product: BZIP transcription factor
Exons: 4
Coding region: 628-3372 (914 amino acids)
Source: RefSeq, marked validated
GCGAUCCUCCUCCGUCUCCGUUCCGGCCCUCCGCCUCCCCGCCCCGUCCGUCAAAUGAUUCCCAGGCCCUUUUUCCGGUAAAACCACCGCACCGAAAGGGCAGCAGCUCAGACGCGCCUCGAUGCCUCGUGCUCCAUAACCAACGCCCACAGCCCAGCCAUUAGCCGUGCUAGUCAUCAGUAGGCGCGCACACUCGCUCGCUCGCAGCGCUUCGCUCGUUGCCAGUUGCCACCGCCAUUUUCCCCUCGUCGGACUGAAAGAGCGCUCCCCCCCACCCCCACCGCGGCGGGAGUGGGAAAGAGCGGAGGAGCAUGCGGGAGGGUUUUCACCGCGGCCCGAGAAAGGAGGACCUGCGCCGCGCGCAUCGCGACGAGCCGCUCCCCGCUGGCACGCACGCCAAAAGGCGAAGAAUCUCUCGGCUGAGCCCCCCCGUCCCCUCCGCCACCGCCGUUGUAGCCAGUAGGAGGUAGCUACCCCAGAUCUGCUCGUCUCCGCGCCCGCCCGCCAGAUUCGCCCCACCCUCCGCCAUGCGGUUGCCGCCGCCGCCGCUCUGACUGGGCUCUCUUCUGCUGUGAGAGGGAGGAAUAAAAAGCGGUUUUCUUUCGGGCGGCAGGCCGGUCGGUCGCCAUGGGGUGCGGCCAGUCCAAGAUGGAGGAAGAGUACGCGGUGCGCCACUGCCGGGUGCGCUCCGAGCUCCUCGCGCUGGCCAUCCGCCAGCGCUACACGCUCGCCGACGCGCACCACGCCUACGCCGAGUCGCUGCGCGCCGUCGGCGCCCUGCUGCACGACUUCCUCCGCGGGGUCCAGUCGCUGCCGCCGCCGCCGCCCGAGCCCGCGCUCCGCCUCCCGCAGCAGCGGAAGGGCGACGGCCUCCCUGCCGCGUCGCCGCCGCCCGCGAUGGCGUCCUCCUCCGCCGCCGCCGCCGCGCCGCCCGUCGCCAAGCAGGUCCGCAUCGCCCCCGACGACGGGCAUAUCCAGUUCUCCGACGGCGACUCCGAUUCCGAGGAUGGGCACAUCAAGUUCCACUCCGACGAAGAGCCCGACCCGGCUCGCCGCCGCCCGGAGGUCGUCCGCUCCACCGGCGCGCCGGGUCCUCCGCCACCGCAGAUGGGACAGCCGUAUGCCUCCGGCGGAGGGUAUGCUCCGCCGCCGUAUGGUCCUGGAUACGGUUACGGGUACGCCACUGGGCCUGGUCCGGGUCCUGGUCCUGAUUAUGGCGGUAUUGGCAUGAACGGCGGCGGUGGUUAUGAACCAGGCCAUGGUGUCAUGUAUGGGCAAAGCUAUGGUGGCAGCGGCAGCGGCGGCGGCUAUGAUGACCAGGGCUAUGGUGGCAUGGGCAGUGGUGGCGGCGCUGGCGGCUAUGACCAAAGCUAUGCUGGCAUAGGCGGAUAUGGCCAGAGCUUCUUUAACAUCAGCUACGCUCGCAGCCAGCCACCUCCACCAUCUGUCUCGCACGAGCAACGCCUGGAGGCGACUAAUGCCAGGGUCCACUACUAUUCCGGCAAUGGCGAGCAGCAGCCACCCCCGCGUGGCUAUGGUGGUGGGUACUCCUACCCACCACAGAGUUCAAGAUCAUAUAAUCAGUAUGCCUAUGGUGGUUACUAUGGAGGUGGUUCUGCUCCUGCACCACCAGCAGACAUCCCAUCCUCCUCCGGUGAGCCAGCAGCAGUGCCACCGCCUCCAUCUCCGCCCAGGGUGUCCACCUGGGAGUUCCUGGACCCGUUUGGAACUUAUGAGAGCUACUACGAGCAACCAACUGCUACAGCAGCUCCAUACUCUCCUGGCAGGAGUUUGAAGGAUGUGCGCGAGGAGGAGGGGAUUCCAGACUUGGAGGACGAAGACAUGGAGGUAGUCAAGGAAGCUUAUGGUGAUGAGAAGCACCCUGUGAAGGGUUACAUGGGGAACGGGAAGGCCGCAAAGGGAGAGGGUAGGAGCAGCACGGGGGAUGAAUUGCCCCGCAAGUCCAAGUCAUCUGAGGCCAGUGGUAGUGGUAGCAGCUUGGAGCAUGACGUUCAUGUAGUGGAAAAAAGUGUUGUCGGAGAACAAGUUCGACACUCGGAGCCACGGCAGCAUGUUGCCGGUCUACCACCCACAGGAUCGGAAAAGCUAUACAUUGAUGACACUGAGGUGGUGGUGGAGAUCAGGACUCAAUUCGAGCGUGCCUCACAAUCAGCUGGUGAGGUAUCAAAGAUGCUUGAGGUCGGAAAGAUGCCUUACUACCAGAAGGGUUCAGGUUUCAAAGUCUCCGCAAUGAUUGUUUGUGGUAUACCGACAAUGGAGGAGGAGUUUCUGCGUUUUGAAGAGGACAAGGCGAUGGGCUCUGGCAACCUCUCCUCUACACUACAGAAAUUGUACAUGUGGGAGAAGAAGCUUCUUGAGGAAGUUAAGACAGAGGAGACAAUGCGGGUACUGUAUGACAGAAAACGUGAGGAGCUGAAAAUGUUAGAUGAGAAAGGUGCCGAAGCUCAUAAGCUUGAGGCCACUGAAGUUUACAUCAGGAAGCUAUCAACUAAGAUUAGCAUAGCUAUCCAGGUUGUAAACACUAUUUCAGAAAAGAUUAGUAAGUUGAGGGAUGAAGAGUUGUGGCCUCAAACAUGUGAGCUCAUUCAAGGGUUGAUGAGGAUGUGGAGCGUUAUGCUAGAAUGCCAUCAGAUACAACUGCAUGCCAUAUCCCAAGCUAAAAACAUAGACUCCAUGAUAGACACUGCAAAGUUCGGUGACGCUCAUAUGGACUUGAUCAAGCGGUUAGAGCUUCAGCUAUUGGAUUGGAUUGCUUGUUUUGUUGCAUGGGUUAGCGCUCAAAAGAAUUAUGUUAAAACCUUAAACCGGUGGCUGACAAAUGGUGUUAUCUAUGUUCCCGAGGAAACCGAGGACGGGGCGCCUCCAUUUUCUCCUGGAAGAUUAGGAGGGCCACCGAUCUUCGUCAUAUGUAAUAACUGGGCUGCCAGUGUGGACAGGAUAUCUGAGAAAGAAGUAGUUGAGGCGAUGCAGGCCUUUGCAUCCAACGUUCUGAACCUCUGGGAGAGGCACAGGUCAGAGCAAAGACAGGGUCUGAUGGCGAACAAAGGCAUGGACAGGGAUCUUAGGGUGAUGGAAAGAGAUGAGCAGUCGAUGCGCAAGGCCCUGGAAGCGCAGAACAAGAAGCUCGUGCUCGUUUCGAGUCAGGGCAGCGUGUCCUUGUCCGCGCAAGCGUUACAUGAGCAGCGAGGCCCUGGCGCUGAGGUUGGCAGUUUGCAAUCAGGCCUGAGAAAUAUCUUCGAAGCGAUGGAGAACUUCACUUCUGCAUCCGCGAAUACAUACAGGGAGCUCCAUCUUCGCGCCGAAGAAGAGAAAGCCCGAGUUGCGCAGGAGAGCGGCGGCAGUGUUCCCUAACUCCUUUCAACGCUUAGGUUUUACACGAGGACAUGAGCGUCUGUCAAUGCAAAGGGACCGCCACCAGUGACCCCCCUGCGGCACAGUGACACUACAACCCUUGUGGCAGCUGAUGCACCUUGCUCGCCAGGUGCCCCAAGUUUCGGGUUUCGGGUUUCAGGCUCUGGUGUGGAGUUAACAGGUUGCAACACGGGUUUUGUUUUACUAAUCUGUACAUGAGUUGGGCUACGUGAUGCAUUCUUUGAUCUGGAUGGCCAGCAGUUCUCCUCAAACCGGAACUGUGAAGCACGGUUAUGGAAAUAGGUAUAUCACCAGGCAUGUUCUGGUAGUUGUGAGACCCCUGGAGCGACUGAGUGAAGAAGAGGCAGGCCCUUGUGCAUCUGGGAAGCUGAAUUAUGACCUCUAGUUGGCUGUGCAACCCCAGAAGAUAAUUGGAAGGAAGAUGUAAGCCGCACGAUCUUGGUUCAGAUCAAAGGGUGGGGCAUAUAAGAUCCUGUUGUCAUGAAAUCCAAGAUCCAUGGAACGCUGCUCUCCACCCCAUGUCACUAUGCCAGCGCUCAACCGUACAUACAAGAGGCCAGGCUAUCAGAAGGUGUUCCGUAAUCGCAGCACUUUGGCAUGUCAUUGUACAUUUGUACAGAGAGGUGAUGCGGGAUGAAUCGAGCUGGAGCCUCUUGUCCGCUGCCGAGCGCCCGAGACAUAUGUUUGCUUAGAGUUUCCUCUGCUGCGUCUGGACUCUACUUCGCCGUGCAACCGAGCUGGAAGUACUCUUACAGGGUAGACGACGCCCUGACCCGUUCUGCAGAUCAGCUAACCGCUCCGGCCCUCAACCUUUUUUUUUGUUUAUUAUAUAUACAUAUUAUUAAUUCAUUUGUAGCACCCCGUGUACAGCUGCCGGCGAACUUAAACCUGCUGCGCCAUAUUUUAUUCAUUUUUUUCACCACGGGUUUGCCGUGCUUGUGAAUUGC